Gossypium raimondii (Peruvian cotton) is the source of this 1197-nucleotide messenger RNA. RefSeq lists its product as uncharacterized. The transcript has 4 exons. Lineage: Eukaryota; Viridiplantae; Streptophyta; Magnoliopsida; Malvales; Malvaceae. The coding region runs from base 280 to 819 and encodes 179 amino acids. The record is from RefSeq and is a predicted model, not a curated record.
UCUCUUGUCUCUUCCCCACACCUUCCUCCUGCUCUCUCUCUCCAAUAAAUCACACGGGACCUCUCCUUUACCAUCCUCCUUUCUUCUCUCGCCUAUUUUCUCGACUCCAUUUCUUUUUUCUUUUCUUUUUUUUCAUUUUCAUAAUUUUUUUUCUAUGGUGCUCGGUUUAUAUUUACCUCCUACUCCCAAGUGUUUCUCAAAUUACCUGUACAGUUUAAAGUUAAGGGGAAUUAAUUGUUAAUAUUAGGAAAGAAAAAGAAAAGCGCCAGAGGAAAAAAGAUGCAGUGUGGGAUCCAACAAAGUGAAAUUGGAAGCUGCUCUGACGAGAUGCGGAGCUCCAUUUCGGUUUCGGUUACGGAUCGGAAAGAGACCAUGGUCUGCCCGAAACCACGUCGUUUGGGUCUUUUAAACACCCCCUUCAACGACCACCCUGUUAGGUCCCUGAGAUGGCAACUCAGCCAUCAAGUGGGGCUUUGUGAUUCAAAAGAGGAGAGUGAUGCUUUGGAUUUUAUUCUUACAAAGGGUGGAUGUGGGGUGGAACAAGGUUGUACACAAGUAGCGUUGUCGCCCCCAUUUUUUUGUGGGUCGCCGCCGAGCAGAGUGUCUAACCCGUUAAUACAGGAUGCUCGAUUUGGGGAGCAGAAGAUUAUGUCACCGGUGCCACCUUCAUCGGGCUUGUACUCAUCUUCUCCCUCGUCGUCAUCGAGGAAAGGAAGCUAUGUUAGGGCGAAUUUUGGUAGCAAACCAGCGGUGAGAGUGGAGGGGUUUGAUUGCCUCGACAGGGAUCGUCAGAAUUGUAGCAUCUCUGCACUGGCGUAGACCCCAUUGCAAUCCUGAAAACAGUAAAUAGAUAAGCCUAAAAAAGGUGCUUAAAUAUAUACCACGUUUAAAAUAGAGUAGCAAAAAAUGACGGGAGCCCUUUGUCAUUGUGUAAAUAUGUUUGGUAGGGUUCCUGAUCUCUAUGUAAAUGAUGGUGUCUUGUAAGUACAGGAGUUUUCUUGGUCAACAAAAAUAAGGCUUAGGUGUAGCGUAAGACGCUACGAGCUGCAGAUGAUGGGAAUUAAUCUUCGUGGGAAAUCAUCUUUUCCUACUAGUUUUGGUUUUUAUGGGUCGUUGAAGUUUUGAUGAGCGGCUUAUGGAGAGAAAUGUGUACAAAUUCAAGUUGGUAAUUGAGCUAAAUUUCAGUAGACAUCAAAA